This is a messenger RNA of Caenorhabditis elegans, 1672 nucleotides long. RefSeq names its product PH domain-containing protein (gene C26B9.1). The transcript has 10 exons. The record is from RefSeq and is marked reviewed. Bases 31 to 1245 code for a protein of 404 amino acids. Lineage: Eukaryota; Metazoa; Nematoda; Chromadorea; Rhabditida; Rhabditidae.
AUUUUUUUCAAUUUUCAAACAUUGGUGAACAUGACUGAACCCAAUUCACUUCCACGGAAAGAAUGGGAGAAAUUCGACGAAAUUUCACUAAAACAAGUCAGCAUCAAUGACGAAGAGCAAACUACUGGAAUCACUACUGGAAAGAAUCAAUCAGAAACAAAUGAAGAAAUCGAUUUAAAAACUGAAGAACUACAUGAUCCAUUGCAGUCAGAAUCCUCAGCUGCUGAGACAGAUGUUCCACCCACCACACAGCCAGCAAAACAGCAGUCUCCUACAUUUGAACCGCGAGCUACACAAAUCGCAUCACCAUUUCCAGUGUUUCCAAUUGCACCAAAGAAACCGAAACCUCUGUCACCUCAAAAUACACAGACUUUUCUGGACGUGUCAAAACUGGAAGAAGGAACUCCGAGAAUCGCAAAAUCCAGUGCAAUCUCGGACCCAAAAAAUGUGAAUGCAAAAGUUUUGGCAACGGUUUACCCCGACAAUGUCAUCUGUGAUUGGCUCACACCUCCACACUAUGACGCUUACAGCAUGCCGUCCAUUUUGGCAAUUGACGUUCCAACGUUAACUGGAGAAGACUACAUUGCAACCAUCAAGGCACUUAUUGAAGAUAGUCGGUUUAAAAUGUUUUCCACGAUAUAUUCCCGCCUGAUCGCAAUAUGGAUGACAUUCUGGAUUCUAACCCUAACGAUCACUCUUCUUUUCCAAUCAAAAGGUGGAUGGCCUGUCAUGAUUUGGUGCCUUGUAUGGGCGGUGCUACUUUUUGUUGGAGUGUACGCGUGUGCAAUGAUAAGAAGAAGGAUACGGAUUGGACUGAACCACGUUGUCGAGAAAGCAAACAAGAUAAUUGUUGAUCGACACUUUCUGACUGGAGUGGAAGAUCGCGGACAAUUGAGCUGCCACAAAGUUGUGAUCCACUUCAUCCGAUUCAAUGUUGGAGAAUGUACUGCCGAUGUUAUCAAACAAUUGAAAAUCAAAAGCACUGGCGGAUGUAUAUUUGGCGGUAAUUCAGAAGAAGUCACCGAUGAAAAUAUUGAAAGAGAAGCCGCAUCCUUAAUUUUGAAAUAUAGUCAAGAAUAUGUGAAAAGUGUUGUGAAGAAACGGCUAAUAUUCCCGAGCAAGCCAAUUCAUGGAGUUUCCAACUACGCCCCAAAACACUGUAAAACGCAAAUGUGCCUGUGUCAAUUUAUCGACGAGAAAAAAUUCAACGCAAAGCCAAAAAAGUGGUACGAGAAAUAUAUUUGAUUACGAGCCAUCUGAUAUGUGAUGUCAUUCUACUUCUCGAAAUUGCAACAACAACAACACAACCACAAUAGACGACAUAAACCCCCCGCCAUCGCGAGCUUCCAUGGGUCAUCAAUGAAUUCAUUCCUUUCUGCAACCCCAUUUCACUCUUUUUGUCUACUUGCUCCCUCUCAAAAAUUUCCCUUUUUUUUGGUUUCAUGCUGGCCUUCUAUUUCAAAUCUCAUUUAUUGUAUCGCGUUUGUGCACAAUUAGUGCAUGCGUCCGGAGCAUGUUCGCCGCUUCAAAUUGCCCACAAUCUUCUCCAUUUUCUGUGUUGUAGCUAUUUUCCUAUUUGAUGGUGCCCUUUAAAUACCCUUUUGUAGUUCUUGGUUAGUGAACUUUUUCUCUUUUUUACUCUUCUGGUUACUGGCUACCUACUCAAAUAAAA